AUGGUAGAUAGUGUAUCACAGCAACGAGGGAGAGCAAGAGAUACAUCCGAUUUCCUCUGGGAGGACUCCGCGAAGGCAAAUGCUCUGAAUAUACAUAACCCAUUACCAACGAAAAUAUCUGGCGCAUUGACGCAAGAGCAGAUUGUGGCAUACCAGGUUAUGUAUAGAAUCCAAGAAAUCACUUCUAGGCUAAGAACGAAUGAUCUAACUCCUCCAUAUCGUCGCAGCCGGUCACCAUCUCCACCCCCAGUCUACGAUGCCCGUGGCAAAAGAACGAACACCAGAGAACAGAGAUACAGAAGAAAGUUGGAAGAAGAAAGGCAUCGAAUGGUCGAGAUUGCUCUAAAAAUGAUUCCACAUUUCGUUGCUCCAGAUGACUACAAAAGACCGACAAAGUUUCAAGACAAAUAUUACAUCCCUAUUGAUCAAUAUCCAGAUAUCAAUUUCAUGGGACUUUUACUAGGGCCUCGUGGUAAUACGCUGCGCAAAUUGCAAGAAGAUUCAGGCUGUAAAAUCGCGAUUCGAGGACAAGGCUCCGUUAAAGAGGGUAAAAAUGCCUCUGAGUUACCGAAAGGUGCCAUGAACUUUGAAGAGCCUCUCCACUGUGUAAUAACUGCAGAUAGUGAGGAAAAAAUUCAGAGAGGUAUCAAAGCUUGUGAAAAUAUAGUGGUGAAAGCUGUGACAUCACCCGAAGGCCAGAAUGAUCUCAAACGUGGACAAUUACGUGAACUGGCUGAAUUAAAUGGUACUUUACGAGAGGACAAUAGACCAUGCCCAAUAUGCGGUUUACAGGGCCACAAAAGAUUCGAGUGUCCUAACAGGACGUCGUUCGCUCAAAAAAUUGUCUGCAAAAAUUGCGGGCAACCUGGACACGCCACUCAAGAUUGCACCUUUUCUAAUGCCACUGACAGAUUUGACCCAAAUUCAAAUAGCCCAGCUCAUGUGUACCAACGAAACGCCGAGUUUUCCAACAACGUGAAUAAAAGACCAUUUUACGGUAAUCAGAGUGAGCAAGCGGAUUGGAAAAGGCAAAAUUUUGGUGAGACCUCAACAACCUCAAGGUACAGAACGUCAGAAACAAGAUAUGGUAUAUAUGAUAGCCCGGCCUCUACUGUCACCUCUUACCGGUCGCGGCAAACGCGUGGGAAAUCACCAGCAAAUGACUCUCUUCCCCUCAGCGUGCCGUAUAACCGGGGCAAUCCUGCAACAAUUCCUCCUUUCGAUUCCGCGCUAAGUUCUUCUACUGCAGCGCAUCAAGAUACACAAAGAUUCUCUCCCGAGAAAUCUGAUGUCAGCUCUGCUUCUGUAGUUUCUUCAAAUGAUCAGACUUUGCCACCUGGGCUCAGUACAAUUCCUGGCAUAGGCAAUGCGCCGGGAAUUGAGGGCCCGCCUGGACUCGCCGGACCUCCUGGCUUAGAGGCUCCUCCAGGCUUAAAUACUUCAUUUGGAGGAUCUACUAUUCAAACGGACUCCUCUGAGUCAAAACCAAGUUUGUCAGGUCCACCGGGAUUGAGCGGACCCCCAGGCUUAUAA
Messenger RNA from Lachancea fermentati, 1533 nucleotides. The record is from the annotation of a GenBank genome assembly. Lineage: Eukaryota; Fungi; Ascomycota; Saccharomycetes; Saccharomycetales; Saccharomycetaceae.